CGGAGGUCCCCAAAGCCACCGGCUGGCCCCAAUGCAUCCUCACAUAAGUGCGCAGAUCCCGGGCUUGGGGUGCGACGGCGGUCUCACGUGGAAGCGGAUUGCGGACCCCUGGCAAAUUGUGGAGCUGGGGGAAGGAUUCAAGAUGGAUUGGCAUCAAAGUUCACUUCUUUAACAAAAGUGCUUUAUGGCUUUAAUAAAAUGUUAGAGAAUGGUAGGAUCUGUGGAAGCCCUUUACAAAAACUUGUGAUAGGAAGUUUUGAUGAUGAGCAGACUUUGCAACAACUGGAAUUGCAAAAGGAACCAAUUUUACAAUGCUUCCAGAGUGCAGUUAGUGAAAAAGAUGAAGGUAUCAGUCUUCUCCCAGAGAGUGAAAAACAGGAGGGUGAAGAGGAUGGUUCAGAGACAGAGGCUGAUGGCCAGGAGGACCUAGAAGAUUUAGAGGAGGAGGAGGAAGUGUCAGAUAUGGGUGGUGACAAUCCUGAAGUGGGUGAGAGAGCUAAAAACUCAAGCAAAUUCGAUCUGAGGAAAAACCCAGUUUUCAGUGAUGAGGAUUCUGACCAUGACUUUGGUAUCGGCAAACUGGAACAGCAGAGCAAGGUGCAAAACAAAGGACAUGGAAAACCAAGAGAAAAGUCCAUAGUAGACAAGAAAUUCUUCCAACUCUCUGAAAAGGAGGCCGAUUUAGAAAACAGGGAAAAAGAAGAGGAACAAAAAGAUGAUAAUGAUGAUGAGGUGGAAGAUACUGAUUUUUUUGAAGAUACUGAUUCUGAUGAAGAUGAGGGGGGACUGUUUGGAAGUAAAACACUUAAGUCAGGUAAAAGUUUCAGAAAUGUGAAGUACAGCUUUUUUGAUCCAGUCGAAAGUGAUGAAGACAUAGCAAGUGAUCAUGAUGAUGAGCUGGGUUCAAAAGAUGAUGAAAUUGCUGAAGAAGAAGCAGAAGAACUAAGCAUUUCUGAAAUGGAUGAAGAUGAUGACCUGGAAGAAAGUGAAGACAGUAAACAAUGUAAAGACAGCUUGAAAAGAGUGACCUUUGCUUUGCCGGAUGAUGAGGCAACUGAAGAUGCGGGUGUUUUAAAUGUAAAGAAAAAUUCUGAUGAAGUUAAAUCCUCUUGUGAAAAAAAACAGGAAAAGAUGGACCAAGGACCAGCUUUUCUAACUUCAAAUAUUAUGUGCAACAUUAGCAUCUAUCUGCGUAAAACUAUCUGCAUAAAACUUCAAAUGCCUUAUCCUCCAGGUUUCUUGAUGACUUUCAAUAAUCAUUUCCUUUAUAAUAGCUUAUCACCACACAACUUUCUAGCUACCUCACCCAUGACAAAUUCUAGACCUUAUAAUCAGUACUCAUAUCAUUUCUAAAAUCUCUAUUUUAAACAUGUAUUUUUAAAAAUCUCCAGUUAUGACCUUUUCCGGUGGGUUCUUCUUUAUAAAAGUUCUGGUUAUUUUGAAGUCCUAAUUUAAGUGGUGGAUAGUUUGUGUUCAUGGUUAAGUGUAUCCUGUGAACAGUUUUUUUUUUUUUUUUUUUUUUUUGAGACAGAACCAAGUCUCACUCUGUCACCCAGGCUGG
Molecule: messenger RNA, 1561 nt
Organism: Chlorocebus sabaeus (green monkey)
Lineage: Eukaryota; Metazoa; Chordata; Mammalia; Primates; Cercopithecidae
Biological process (GO): rRNA processing
Cellular component (GO): small-subunit processome; Mpp10 complex; nucleus
Source: RefSeq, a predicted model, not a curated record